Brassica oleracea var. oleracea is the source of this 429-nucleotide messenger RNA. RefSeq names its product keratin, type II cytoskeletal 1-like. The transcript is spliced from 2 exons. The record is from RefSeq and is a predicted model, not a curated record. Bases 1 to 429 code for a protein of 142 amino acids. Lineage: Eukaryota; Viridiplantae; Streptophyta; Magnoliopsida; Brassicales; Brassicaceae.
AUGGGCUUGAGAAGAACACCCUCACGCUCUUCCUCACUUGAUACGAACAAAGAGAGUCUUCAUCUAAAUGAGUCAAAACCAGUUGUUGAUGUGUUUGAAGGAAAGGCUCGAGAGUUAGCUUUCGUUAUCAAAAGAAGAGGCAGUGGAGGAGCUGGUGGAGGCGGCGGUAGCAGCACGAGUGGAGGAGAUGGGGGCAGCAGUGGUAGCAGCACGAGUGGAGGAGGUGGUGGCGGCCAUAGCAGCGUGGGAGGAGGAGGUGUAAGCUGUCAAAGCUGGUCAAACGGCGGAGGACGUUUUGGUUCGAGUUAUGCUGGUCGUAACGGUACUCGUGGAUCGCAUCGUUCAAGCGGCAGCCAGAAUAUUCGAAGGGCAGUAUGUGCGGCCGGUUGGUUGGGUUUAUCUAUUUUAGUCAGUUUAAUAUUGGCUUAG